AACGAGCUACGCCAGUGCCGGUUAUUCACCGCUCCGUUCCGUCCUCGCUUGCAGCAGACUUUCCAUUCAUCGUCGCCUCACCAGUUCGCCUCAACCGAACGCCAGCUUUUCUUUUUGCCUCUCGAACCGAAAACUUGCAGAGUAUUUCUUCAAAAAUGUCGCUUGACGAGAACUUCAAUAAAGCAGCUGAGGAAGUCAAGGAGUUGGCUAGCCAACCGAGUGACAAUGAUUUACUUGAAAUCUAUGCGCUCUUCAAACAAGGCACAGUGGGAGAUUGCAAUACUUCGAGACCGGGAAUGCUCGACUUCAAAGGCAAAGCGAAAUGGGACGCUUGGAAUGCCAAAAAAGGGAUGAGCCAGGAUGAGGCCAAAAAGUUGUACAUUGAAAAAGUUGAAUCGCUCAUCGCUUCGAUCGGCAAAAAAGCUUGAACUACUAUCGUUGAUGACACAAUUUCAGUCGCGUUUAAAGCACAUAUAUAUUUUUACAUUUAUUAUUGUAAUAUUAAACAAAUAUUUGAAUGUACCUUUGCAAACAGAUAAUGUUGGUGUUCAUGUGGAUACUUAGCUCUAAGACCAGUAUGACGUUGCUAGGAAUUGAUCCUCAACCCUUGGUAGUUUUUCUAUUUUAAUCUAUUUUGAUUCAACUAAAGCUACCAGCAGGAAUUUGCACUUUUGUUAAAUUAUUUUGUUACAAAUUAUUUUUUAUCCUUUUUAUCAAUAUUUAACUUAGUAAUAUACUGAAUUGAGUAUUGUUGUUUUUAUAUUUAAAACAAUAAAAUUAUUUUAAAAAAGGAAAAA
Molecule: messenger RNA, 797 nt
Organism: Trichogramma pretiosum
Lineage: Eukaryota; Metazoa; Arthropoda; Insecta; Hymenoptera; Trichogrammatidae
Gene: Acbp1
Product: acyl-CoA-binding protein-like
Exons: 3
Coding region: 156-428 (90 amino acids)
Biological process (GO): fatty acid metabolic process
Molecular function (GO): fatty-acyl-CoA binding
Source: RefSeq, a predicted model, not a curated record